UGCCGAGCAGAGCCGGGCGCUGGGCGCCGAGCGCCGGCCGCCAGCCCGCCCGCACCCCCUCCCCGGCCGGCUGGCUGGCUGUGCGCACGGCGAACAUGGCGGCGGCGGUGGGGCGGGAGACUCUACCUGAGCACUGGUCCUACGGCGUCUGCAAGGACGGGCGAGUCUUCUUCAUUGACGACCUGACCCGCACCACCACUUGGCUGCAUCCUCGCACCGGGGAGCCCGUCAACUCUGGCCACAUGAUCCGCUCAGACCUGCCCCGCGGAUGGGAGGAGGGCUUCUCGCAGGAGGGCGCCAGCUACUUCAUCGACCAUAAUCAGCAGACCACAUCAUUUAGACAUCCUGUGACAGGACAGGUUUCUCCAGAAAAUAUUGAAUUUAUUUUGCGAGAAGAACAGAAUUCACCUAUGUCCAAGCAACAGGUAAACCAAAGACCUUCAAGCAUGGUCAGUGAAACGUCCACUGCAGUAACUACAUCUGCUGUUGAUACAAAACCUGGCUCUAAGGUUGUGAAGGCUGGAAACAAAGUUCAUAGCUUUGGAAAGAGGGAUCAAGCUAUCAGGAGGAAUCCCAAUGUUCCUGUUAUAGUAAGAGGCUGGCUACAUAAACAGGAUAGCUCUGGAAUGCGAUUAUGGAAAAGAAGAUGGUUUGUGCUUGCAGAUUAUUGUUUAUUUUACUAUAAAGACAGCAGAGAAGAAUCUGUUCUGGGUAGCAUACCAUUGCCUAGUUACGUAAUAUCUCCAGUUGGACCUGAAGAUCGCAUAAAUCGCAAAUUUUCUUUUAAGGCUGUUCAUACAGGUAUGCGGGCAUAUAUUUAUAAUAGGAAUUCUGUUAUUGGCUCUCAGGCAGAGCAUUCAGGGAUGCGGACAUACUACUUCAGUGCAGAUACCCAGGAGGAUAUGAAUGGCUGGAUCCGGGCUAUGAAUCAAGCUGCUCUUAUGCAAACACGCUCUUCUUCACUGAAGAGAGAAACUGAAAAAGUGGAUCAGCAAGCUGUUCCCCAAGUCAAUCAUGUGGAUGCCUGUAAAGAAUGUGUGAAGGCAGAGAUUACAGAUACAAAAGAAAGUUAUCAAAAAUCAGCUGAAAUGGUCGGAUAUGAUAAGCGUGAGGAGAUAAGAAGAGAAAAAGAGGAGGAGGAGCAUUAUGUCCACAGAAAAGAAACUCCAGAAACUAAGGGAAAGCCUAAGCAUGCGUUAACAGAAGCUGAUUCAUUAUUUCCAGACUUAACGAAUGCAUCAUGGUCCCACGUAGCUUACCCUCAGCCAGCUGAGAAGAAUGGAACGCUUCCUAGUUCAUUAAGUAUGAGUGCUGGUCCAGUGGAGCAGAAUGGUACCAGCUCAUAUAAAAGAGGGUUUGUUCCCAGAACAAAUCCAGAUAAACAGAUUCAAAGAAAAAGUAACAUGGCUCAAGUGGAGCACUGGGUAAAAGUCCAAAAAGGAGACACAAGAAGCCUUGCUUCUGAUCAGACUCUUACACGUCAGGGUCCCAAUCCACCUUUUCCUGAAAACUAUCACACUUUGCCAAAGAAUACCAGGCAGCCUUCAGGGAGCUCACCACCACCACCAAACCGCAAUUUGCCGAGUGACUACAAAUAUGCACAAGAUCGUGUUAGCCACUUGAAGAUGUCCCAGGAGGAAAGGAAAGCAAAUAAGGAUGGAACUGUGUGGCAGCUAUAUGAAUGGCAGCAGAGACAGCAAUUUAAACAUGGCAGCCCCACUGCCCCACUUUAUGUAGGUUCUUCAGACUUUAUUGAUCGUGGUAAGUCAAAAAGUUCAUUUGAUGUUCCACGAUCAAUAUCUGUUCCACCGUCUCCAUCUGAUAUUCCUCCACCUGGACCUCCAAAAAGCUUCCUCCCAAGGAGACCACACACUCCUGCAGAAAGGCUUACAGUUAAACCAUCUGAUGAAAGACAGACUAUAGACGUUCCUUUUGCUGGAUCACCCAGGAAGAUACGAAGUCAUGCUGUAAAGAGCUCAACUCACAUUGAUCGGCGCUCUAUGCCUGCCAUGGGCUACAUGACACAUACUGUGAGUGCACCCAGUUUGCAUGGCAAGUCGGCGGAUGACACUUAUAUCCAGUUGAAAAAGGAUUUGGAAUAUUUGGAUCUAAAGAUAGAAAAUAAUGGACCUCUGAUCAACAUGAUAUACAAAGUGCUGAAGAACUCAGCACAAGGUUUACUAUCCAGUAUACAUGUGACAGGGCGUGACACAUUAAAAGAACGAAGUACCAAACCUGUCAAAAUUGCAGAAAGUGAUAUUGAUGUCAAGCUAAGUGUUUUCUGUGAGCAGGACAGAAUUCUGCAGGAUUUGGAGGACAAAAUAAGAGCUCUUAAGGAAAACAAAGAUCAGCUGGAGUCUGUUUUGGAGGUUUCGCACAGGCAGAUGGAACAGUACAAAGACCAACCGCAACACGCAGAAAAGAUUUCUUACCAGCAGAGACUUUUGCAAGAGGAUCUCAUACAUAUCCGAGCUGAAAUAUCUAAAGUUUCAACGGAAAUGGAAAAUGCUUGGAAUGAAUAUCUGAAAUUAGAAAACGAUGUGAGCCAGCUGAAAAAAGCCUUACAGGAACAGAUGAAUAGUUCAUUGGUAUCUCAGGAGAAAACACAAAUACAAAAAGACUUGUGGAGAAUUGAAGAUGUUACAGCUGGUUUGAAUGCAAAUAAAGCAAAUUACAAAACCAUAGUAGACUCUAUCAAGAAUCCAGAGAGAAAAAUAGUGCCUUCAUUUUCUCAGCCAUCAGUGCCUUCCUUACCAGCCUCCCUUGCAACUGCGGACAGCAAACUUUCAGUUCCGCAAAGUCCUCCACCCAGUCCAGUUAAAUCCGCUCUGGAGGUUAGGCUGUAUCCACAGCCUUAUUUCCAGACCAGAACGCAGCACCAAGCACAGCAGCUGAAAAAAAUCGAGCCACCUCUUCAGUCACCAAUUAAGCUCAAGCCAAAGGUUGAAGAUGAAGCACCACCCAGACCUCCUCUUCCUCAGUUGUACAGUCCUGAUGAUCAGCCACCAGCUGUUCCACCUCUCCCGAGAGAAGCCACUGUCAUCAGGCACACAUCAGUGCGGGGCCUGAAGCGUCAGUCAGAUGAAAGAAAAAGAGACAGAGAACUCGGACAGUAUGUAAAUGGAGAUUAUAGGGUGGAACUGCGUUCAUACAUGAGUGAACCAGAACUAGCAACAAUAGGUGGUGACCUCAGCCAACCUUCCAGUGUUUUAAUAAGCUCUGACAGUGGAUACCAGACAUUACCUACCCGUGGUUUAUCUGGAUCAACUUCCAGGUUGCACCAAUCGUCUACCAUUUCAUCAUUUGCAACACUUCGAAGGGAUAGGUCCAAGGAGAGACCAAAGAGUGCCUUGGAACGUUUAUACUCUGGAGACCACCAAAGAGGCAAGAUGAGUGCAGAGGAACAACUAGAAAGAAUGAAGCGACAUCAGAAAGCAUUAGUUCGUGAACGCAAGAGAACUCUUAGCCAAGGAGAAAGGCAGUCUGUUUCAUCUCGGUCUUUCAUCAGGCCCAUUUCUGCAGACAUAGGCUCAUGGAAACGAGAGCAAGAAUUUGAUUUGCAGUUACUUGAGAGGGCAAUUCGUGAAGAAGACAAGGAUGAAAAUGAAUGGUUAAAAGUUCAGCCGGUAGCAGUGAGAGAGACAGACCUGGAGCCUCAAGACUAUGAUUUAGAUAUUAGCAGAGAGUUGUCAAAACCUGAGAAGGUUGCAAUUCCAGAACGCUACAUUGAACUGGAGCCAGAAGAGCCUCUUUCUACAGAAGAACUGGCAGCAAGGCAGCGUAAAGCAGAAAAGAUAAAGAAUAUUCUUACUAAAUCAAGUAUGCACAAUCUACAGCCCACUGUUGCCCAGGACAAACACAACUCGGUUGAUUUAGAUUCACAGCUGCAAGAGCAGGAGCGCAUCAUUACCAUAUCAUACGCUUUGGCUUCUGAAGCCUCUCAGAGGAGCAAGGAGGUGGCAGCUCAGCAGUUGACCUAUCCAUCUAAAGCACCCUCACCUUCUGUACCACAGCCACCUCACUCCCCCUUAAGCAAUGGAUUUCACUACACAUUUGUUUAAACACCUUUAAAACCAAAGCAGUGAGUGAACACUUGAUGUAAGACUCAAAGCAAAUCCCUCCUAGUUACACCAUGUGGAAGGAAGAAGAGAUUCUUUACCAGCUUUCUUUGAAGAUGCUCAUCGGCUGAUGAUAUGUUCUUCUGGAAAUACACUCAGAGAAUAAUAGGGGGAUUUUCUAUGAAAAUGAAGAGAUUUGAAAAUCAUUUUAUUUUUACUUCUGUUUAGUUCAGACUUUUUAUAUGAAUAAAUGGCACUUUUAUUAAACUGUAAAAUACUGACAAUGUAUUUUUAGAACAAUGUAUUUUAGAUUUUUUUUUUUUUUUUUAAAUCAAGGGCUGAAUUCAUUUUAGGAGAAACUACUUGCAUAGAUGUUAAAAGAUGCUGUUACUUCCCCCUCAGGCUCAGAUGCACAAUGUAAAGUUUCAUGAAAAAAAAAAAAAAGAAAAGUUGAACAACCUAGAAGCACAUUCGUAGGUUAUGGGUGGAGCUAAUGCAAGGGACAGAUUUGCUAAAAGGGUGUUUUGGAUUGAGUAUUUUUGUAGAGUUAAGCACCCACCCUUUUGCCCAUUAAAUAAUACAUUGCAAGAACUUUUAGCUUGAAUUUCUAAACAUCGGUAACCACUGUACAGCUGAAGUUUCCCACAAAAGCUGUAAUUGAAGCCAGUUUUAAGUCCCAUUUCCUUUUUUGAUCCCAUAUGAUUAACUUGGUGGUAUCACUACACAGUCUGCUUGGGAACCCUCAGAAACAAACAGCUGGCAAAUUUUACUUUCUUUGGAAAGAUAUAAAAGAAGAAAACUUUUAAUUAAAAUAUGUGAAGAAAUGAAAAAACAAUAAUAGCAUUUGUCAUUUCACCAGUAAAUAUGUAUUUUUCUUUUGGAAUUUUUUCAAUAAACAUCACAGUAUGAUGUAUUGACUAGUAUUUAUCCUGGAAACAGCAAAACUAAUUUCGUAUGUAUGGUCACCUGUUGCUCAACUUUGCCAAACUUUGAAAUUCAGUGUUUUACUUAUGUACAGGGCAAAGGGUCAGGCAGUUACCGAAGGAGAAAAUAAGAUUGAAUGAAUUGCUGCAACUAUGUUACUUGAAACUUGUGUAUGCAUUGAAGGCAAGACAUGCAAAAAUUUCUCAAUAUUAAGCAAUUAUUGGUUGAGUUCAGCUCUGGAUGAGAAAUUACUGAGAAAUACUUCUGCAGUGUUUUGUGAAACCACUAACUUGUUUAUUUGUUGUAUCCAAGUAAUAGCUAUAAAACCCUUGAAAAUGAUUGACCUUUAAGUUUCAGACUUCAAGACAAAUCAUAUUAUAUUAACACUAUACUCAGAAAUAUUCUUAAAAGUAUGUAUUUAGCUAAUGCAAUCUACUUUACCUCAAUACUGCCAGUAUCAACUUCAAAACCUUUUGCCAAAAUAAUGAUUUAUUUUUGCCUUUAUAAAAAGUUUUGAAAGCAUAAAUGAGUAUUUUGCAAGAAAACAUUAAUUUAAAUAAAAUGUAACAGUGUGGAAAAUGGUAUAUGUACAGAUUAAAAUAUUAACUGCC
Strigops habroptila (Kakapo) is the source of this 5593-nucleotide messenger RNA. RefSeq names its product pleckstrin homology domain containing A7 (gene PLEKHA7). Gene Ontology annotation, biological process: pore complex assembly; epithelial cell-cell adhesion; cell-cell adhesion mediated by cadherin. NCBI's taxonomy places the organism in Eukaryota, Metazoa, Chordata, Aves, Psittaciformes, Psittacidae. The record is from RefSeq and is a predicted model, not a curated record. Gene Ontology annotation, molecular function: protein binding. The transcript has 29 exons. The coding region runs from base 96 to 4061 and encodes 1321 amino acids. Gene Ontology annotation, cellular component: zonula adherens; pore complex.